AUGACUAUAUUAAUUGUAUAUGUCAGUGAUAUAUUGAUCACAGGUGAUGACACAAAUGAAAUUCAAAAUCUGAGUAAAACCUCUCACAAGAGUUUGAUAUUAAGUCUCUUGGGAGACUAAGGUAUCUUCUUGGUAUUGAGGUGGCACACUCGAAAGAAGGUAUCUUUAUUUCUCAACAUAAAUAUACUAUUGAUCUGCUCCAUAAAACUGGACGACUUGCUUGUAAAUCAAUAGUCACACCAGUGGAUAUAAAUGUGAAACUUGAAGCAAGAGGUGACAGUCCUCCAGUUAAUAAGGAAUCCUUCCAAAAGUUGAUUGGAAAAUUGAUUUAUUUUGAAUCAUACUAGACCAGAUGUGGCAUAUGCUGUGAGUUCCUUGAGUCAAUUUAUGAAUGACCCAAGAGAAAUUCACUUACAAGUAGCAUAUUGUUUUCUAGCGUAUUUGAAGAAUACUGUAGGACAAGGCCUAUUAUUUUCACGAGGUAGUGAUAGUACUGUGGAAAUAUAUACAGACGUAGAUUAUGCAGGAUCAGUAAGUGACAAGACGUCAACAUCUAGAUAUUGUUCCUUCAUCGAUGGAAAUCUGGUCUCAUUAAGAAGUAAGAAGCAAAAGGUGGUGUCUAGAUCUAGUGCAGAAGCUGAGUUUAGAGCUAUGGCUCAAGUUAUAUGUGAAGCAAUAUGGAUAAAAAUACUACUUGAAGAUUUACAUCUGUACUCUCAAGGUUGCAUCAAGUUAUACUGUGACGAUCAAUCAUCUAAUGUUAUUGCCCAUAAUUCAGUCUAA
Spirodela intermedia is the source of this 783-nucleotide messenger RNA. The record is from the annotation of a GenBank genome assembly. NCBI's taxonomy places the organism in Eukaryota, Viridiplantae, Streptophyta, Magnoliopsida, Alismatales, Araceae.